Cornus florida is the source of this 3645-nucleotide messenger RNA. RefSeq names its product zinc finger CCCH domain-containing protein 6-like. Bases 299 to 2551 code for a protein of 750 amino acids. The transcript is spliced from 4 exons. The record is from RefSeq and is a predicted model, not a curated record. NCBI's taxonomy places the organism in Eukaryota, Viridiplantae, Streptophyta, Magnoliopsida, Cornales, Cornaceae. Gene Ontology annotation, molecular function: metal ion binding.
GCGUAAUGACACACGGCACACACAAAACGCACAUAAAAACACACAUUUAAGUGAACAGUAACGAAGUGUGCUAUUACGCGCUCAAACCUGUAUAAAACGACGGCAUUUGUUGAAGCUUAGAGAUUAACGCUAGUGUGUUCUAGGGUUUUCUUACACACACUGUCAACUAGUUGUCUUCAUUCUGAACUGAGGACUAGGGUUUCGAGAUUAAAAGAUUAAUCUUGUAUCAAGGUCUUCGAAAUCUAUAGUCGAUCAAAUUCUGAUUCACCGUGACAAUCUGGUAAUGAGCUGAUUAAACAUGGAGCGAUUGAAGAAAUCAAACAGGGUUUCUUGGGCUCCGAGUGUUGAACUUUCUCAGCAGAUAAGCUUGUUUCUACCAGAAGAUUACCCUUCAAAAGUACGUCUGAGUGCUCAAGAUCAAGUUCAUACAAAGGCGCCAUGGACAUUGGAUUCAAAUGAUGUGGACUCUGAUUGUCGUCGCUCUAGGCUUGAAGGCAGUCAUUGCGUGGACCCAUUGAAGGAAAAGAUCUCCCAUAUACCCCAGAUCAAAUGGAAAUGCCCGCCCAAAUUUGUCUUGAAAAACAAAUGGCGAGUGGCUGCUGCUGAAGACAGUAAAGAGGCAGAGGCUCAAAAGCGUAGGGAAAUGAGAGUGCUUGAAUCAGUUUAUACUUGUCAUUCAGCCAUUCCUCCUAGCCCCUCUGCAUCUUUGGAUGUGGAAGAAUGUGAUCAUGAUGGUAACUACAUUCCUCUCAUCCCUGUCUUUCCCGUUGAAGAAGAUGAAGAUGAAGAUGACGCAGCAGACAUGCAGUCGGAUAUUGCAAAACCACCGAACACUCCCCUACAUUUGCAGGACCAAGGUAUGUUUAUAUCUGGAAAUCCUAAUGCACCUGAAUGUAACACCUCUUCUCUAAAGCCAUCUGCCAAUGAAAAACCUGCACUUGAGAUGUUAUCUGGUGUACAAGCUGAUGUAGCUGCUGCCGCUGCCGCCGCGUUAAUUGCUAUCACAAAGAGCAACGAGCAGGGAAACUUGAUUGACACAGAUUUGCUCAUAAAAAUUCUUAGCAACCCAGAAGUGAUGGAGAAAAUGAUUAACGAACAAAAAGCUCCUGCUGAUAACGAAUCUGCAUCCAUCUCUUUGUCAAAGCCAGUGUUACCAUUGGUACCCUUGCCAGUCUCACAACCCAAUGUGGUAAGGAAAUCAAUUAAUGAUCACGGAGGACUUAUUUCCGGAUUAGAACCAGUGUUUUCAUGGCCUAGUCCAAUACCUGAUAUAGGUGUGCUAGCACAAAACUUGCAGCCAGUAUCAAAUGUUAUGAUGCAACCCAGCUUACCCAUGGAGCCGGUUUCACCAGAUUCCGUCUCAGUGUCCUCUUCCUCCGCCAUGACUCCUAAGAGAAUGAUUAAUGAAUAUGUAGCACCAGACAGUGUGGGAAGUGAACCCAUGUCCCGGCCUAUACCAUUAACUCCAGUGUUUUCAUGGUCUAGUCCAAAACCUUAUAUAGGUGUGUUACAGCCAAACUUGCAGCCAUUACCACAUGCUGUGACGCAACCUGACUUACCCAUGGAGCCACUUUCACCGGAUGCUGGUUCGGUAUCCUCUUCCUCAGCCAUGACUAUUAAGAGAUUGAUUAAUGAAUAUGGAGCACUUGGCACUGCACGAAGUGAACCCAUGUCUCAGUCAAUACCAUUUACUUCAGUGUUUUCAUUGGUUAGUCCAAAACCUGAUAUAGGUAUGUUACCGCCAAACUUGCAGCCGUUACCAAAUGCUGUGAUGCAGCCUGACUUACCCAUGGAGCCACUUUCACCGGAUCCUGGUUCGGUAUCCCCUUCCUUAGCCAUGACUAUUAAGAGAAUGAUUAAUGAAUAUGGAGCACCAAUAAGUGAAUCCAUGUCAAAAUCAAUCCCAUUAACUCCAGUGUUUUCAUUACAUAGUCCAAAACCUGAUAUGGGUGUGUUACCGCCAAACUUGCAGCCAUUCCCAAAUGCUGUGAUGCAACCUGACUUACCCAUGGAGCCACUUUCACCGAAUGCUGAUUCGGUAUCCUCUUCGUCAUUCAUGACUAUUAAGAGAAUGAUUAAUGGAUACGGAGCACCUGUCAGUGCAAGUGAACCCAAGAAUGAGUUGAUGUCACCAACCCCAGUGGCUUCGUUGUCUAGUCCAAGACCUGAUUUUGGUGUGUUUUCCAUGACAAACUUGCACCCAAUGCUCGGGACCAUUCCAAGAUUCUCAAACAUGGCUGCCCCUCUAAUGAAGGACGCGAAUUACUACAAAACCCUUGUUAAGCAACAUGGAGAAAAGCAUGAAACUCAAUUUGGCAAGCCACACAGUCAUGUACAAGAACAUAAACAGGCACAGCACUUUAAACCAAUAAAAACCAACGAAAAGAAUCAGAAGCCUUGCAUGUACUUUAACAGCUCAAAGGGGUGUCGAAAUGGCUCCAAAUGCUGGUACGAGCAUGUCAUGCCGAAUAAGUCACGGCCUGGCAGCGUACUGGAGGCUCCAAUUGCAAAGAAAAUGAAACUAGGCAAGGAAAUUAGUGGAAAUACAUAAUGAAGUGGUUGCCAUAGCUCCUUGAGUAAGACUCUUGGGAACUGGAUAUUGUCAAAGUAUGCGGUUGUUUGUGGUUUGUUCUCUCUGUAGAAUAGUUUCUUGAGACUUUUUCAAGGUUUUGAAGUGUUCAUAUUCUGGGAAUAGAGUUUUAGAGAAAUAUGAGAACUUUGGUUUAUGGACGUUGCAAACAUUGCAUAUGAUGGUUUGGUGCAAUAAGCUGUUGUAUUGGUCGACAUUGGACCUUGGCACGUAUUUACGUACCCUGACAGAACUUGAACAGAAAGUGAUCACAAUCUGUUAUAAUUUAAUUAUCAAUCUGCAUGGCCGAUAAUGACUGAAUUCUAUUAAUAACCUUAUUAUAUAAGAUUCAGUAGCUAACAUGCAUAAAUAUUCAAUAGUAACUGUUAAAUUCAAUUAAGCAAAUACACUGCAUUUAACCAUCAUACAUCUCAACUUCUCAAGAAAUAUAGAAUUCACAAAAUCAAAAACAAUUUUUAGUGGCUUUACUGAGCAGAAAUAAAUGAAUUUAUACCCGAUCUUUUUCUAACCGCAUACCAUUCAAUAACCCAAUUCGCUAAGAAAAAUAGUAAAGUUAAAUACAUUUUGAUACUUGCAAAUAGUGUAUAUAUAUAAUUAGAUAAUAUAUUUCUUAUGCCAUUUAGAAUUAUUAUUAGAUUAGAUCACCUAUAAUUCAUACCUUAUAAAGAAGGUCACCAACUACCACUCUUGGUUGGUGGUGAUUUCUGACUUUUUAAUCCAUAUAAUUGGUAUCACGAUAUCAUUUAAUUUCAAACCAGACAGCAAAUUAAAAUAAUCAGCACUCAGUCCCAUCGAAAUGAGUAAAAGAAAAAGUUCUGAAACAAUGGAAUCAUAUCGUGCACGUAGGCCACAGUCGGUCCUGAAGAAUAACAGCAGAGAAAACACCACCUUUAAGCAUUGGCUAUAGGCACUAUUACAGCAAGGUUAUUUUGCAUAAUCAGACACGAAAAUUUCAUAUCAGUAAAAUGCUGGCAUCAAUAAAUCCCAUAAAAGAUUGUUGAUCACUAAUCAAGCUGUUCUCAUGAUGAUGUGAACUCCACUGUCAGUAUCCACAA